Molecule: messenger RNA, 3045 nt
Organism: Stereum hirsutum FP-91666 SS1
Lineage: Eukaryota; Fungi; Basidiomycota; Agaricomycetes; Russulales; Stereaceae
Exons: 4
Coding region: 37-1782 (581 amino acids)
Source: RefSeq, a predicted model, not a curated record
CGCCACUCCCACUUCCCCUCUCCACACGACGCCUCCAUGCAGGACGCCUCCCCAUUCCUCCCCUUCUCCGACGACACCCUCCCCCGCGACCACUCCCUCUUCGACUCGUCCGACAACCUCUUCGCCAUGGACGUCGAAUCUUACCCCUCCUGGGACGUCAACAACACCCACAACAACCACCCACCAGCAUCGCCACCGAACGCCCCCGCGUUCACAGACUCGCCCGCAUCGCCGUCCAGUCAGCUUGACUAUCCCCCCUUCGGCUCCGAUCCACAUCUCUCAUCGCCCAAUUCAUAUCAAGGGCCCCACUCCUUCGACAACGCCUACACCGCUGUCGACUUAGAUAACGCUUAUCACAACUGGUUCAACGUCGAUGACACCCCGCUCCAAUCGUCAUCCGUCCCGAUCGCCAUCCCCUCCCUCGACUUCAAUCCCAAUCCCCAGUCCAGCCCCUCCUUCGUCGCCUACGACGACCACCUCUACUACCCCGGUAAGACCGAGCAGUUCUCACCUCCCUCUGACUACGGUCUCCACUCCUUCCCCCACUCCUUCGACGACCAGCACCAGCACCAGCAGCAACAGCUCUUCCCGUCCGUCUCCCCCCCGGAGCUCUCCCAGCCCUCAUGGGCCACAUCCCUCUUCGCUCCGCCCUCCGCUCAACGGCCACCCACGUCGCCGCCACCCCAACUCCUCUAUCCGCCCUCGCCACACUCGGACGACAACUUCGCCACCCAACGACCACGUCAUCGCAGGGUCUCCAUGCCCGCUGCCUCGCAUAUCUUCCAGUCCUCCAGCGCACCGUCCGGCCUGAGAGCCCCGUCGCUAUCACGCCCGUACAGUCGGCGAGCAGAGUCUGCCAGCACAGGUGACGAUCCCGACGCUACCGUCCGCAGGAAGAGAAAGGUCGAGCUCUCGGAGGACGACCUCAUCGCUGAGCCUUCCAUUGCCGUUGCCGACAGGACCAGACCGGCGAGCGAGACACCCCCUCAGAAGUCGCACCUCCAUCCUCCGAAGCUGGCACCGUCGGCGUGGCAGUUGUAUUUCACGGACUGGAUACAGAGACAUCAGGCGACGAGCGCGCGAAAGCUGAACGUUGCGCAGGCAGCCAAGGAGGCUGGGGCGGAGUACGCUGCACUUAGCGCCGCCGAGAAGGAGCCCUACCAGCGCCGUUCCCAGACGAUGAAAGAAGCCCGCGAACGCGAGUACACCAAGUACAUGGCCUCGCUCUCCCCGGACGACAUCAAGCGCGAGAACGUGUUCCGGUCUGCGCAGCGCAAGGCGGGCAAGUCGCGCAAGGGGAACAUCAAGGACCCGAACGCGCCGAAGAAACCGCUCAGCGCGUAUUUCAUGUUCUUGCAGAGGAUCAGGUCGGACCCGGCCUUGGUCCAGGACGUGUUCGGAGAGGAGACGGAGACGACGAAGCAGAGCGUGUUGGCGGCGGGCAAGUGGAGGUCGAUGACGGAUGAUGAGAAGAGACCCUUCUUAGCUCAGGCAGAACAAGAGAAACUCGAGUACGAGUCCGCGCGGAAGAGGUACGAGGAAGGGUCGAUGAUGAUGGAUUACGGAACGAGUAUCAGCUUCAGCGUGUUGCCGCCAAACUCCUUCCAGACGUCGUCUAUCCCCUUGAGCUCGUCCGCGGGCUCGCGCUCCGUCUCGGGUGUACGUUCGGGGUCGGGGUCGGUCAAGGCGGAGCCGUUUAGUUCGGAGAGUGAGAGCGAGGCGGAUUCGGUGGUGUCGGGUGUAGCAAGCAGCAGCGGGAGGAGGUUUAGAGGGAGGGUUUGAGCGCGGUUAGAAGUAGGUAGGAUGUCGGGGCCUGGGGCGUCCCUGGAUGGACUGGUUCGACGACGACGACGAUGAUGGGGAAGAUCUCUCCUUGCACUCAUCUUUACGAAUUUCUGUUUCUAGUUUUUACUUUUCCUUCACUAUGCACCACCCUUUGCUCUUUGACUUUUUCAUCCUGUUUAUUCCCUUCGGUUCGCUCGACUCGACUCGACUCUCUGCGUGUUUGUGUUUCUUGGUCCGAGGCUGGGUCUUCCGGCCUGCGGUCCCGGUGGGACUAUCUUUUGCUCUUACUUCCUCUUUUCUUCCUUCGUACAUAUGCUUGACUUUUCUUUUCUUUUCCUUUGCUGGUUGGGGUGGCAUGGCAAAGCGGCCAUCUCUCGUCCCGUUCACGACGCGCACACGUUUUAUCGCCGAUGAUACCACUCGUCUCUUCAUGAUAUCUCUGGUCUUUCUGGAUCGCUUUCCGCUUUUCGGGUUUCUCUUUCGGGCCCUUCGUCGCUGCAGUUCUUCCCUCGUCAUGUCAUGCACGCACGCACGCACGCAACUCACGACGCACCGCUGUCUCUUUUGUUUUCGCUUUCUUGUUGUAGUAUAUUACUUACCCUCGUCUCCGUCUCUGGGCCCGAUCGACGCAUGCCGAACAUUGAUUGAUUUGUACUUAUCGUCCCCGUGUUCGUUAACCGUUGCCCGCUCAUGUAUCAUUCUUCUUUCUCGUUUUUUUUUUUUUCGUUUUCGUUUUCGGUUUCUUUUUCUCAGAUUUCGUACUUCAUCUACGUCCUCUCGUCUCUCGUCUGUCGUGCUGUGGCCUGAGCGCAGCUAGCCACCAAAUUUUUCAGUGUGGCCCCUCACUUUGCCCUCACUCCGUCUACCCUUCUACCGUCUACCCUUCUACCGUGUUACGUUGUGCUCAGGUUCUCGAGUCACGUAUUAUCCAUGCCGAGUACUUACGUAGGUACCGUCCUUGCUGAGUACGCACGCACGUAGGUACGGUCCCGCUCAUUGCUCAAGCUCCCGAGUCAAUCACGUACGGUAUGUACGGUCCAUUGUCCAUGCACAUGUCCAGGCUGCGAUCAAUGUUUUGAGUCUCUUCGUUUGAUUUUUCUUUUGAAUGUAUUGCUAGAAACACCGUCUCGUCUCGAGUUCUGAUGACCUCUACUCUCUACUCUCUACUCUCUACUCUUGUCUUCGUUUCUGUCUACCUGCCUCCUCUCCUCACCUCCUCCCGCCUCGCCCCGUUUCACCGCUAGCUGCACUUACGACCUC